AUGGGAUACGACCGUGUUGACAACUGCUUUGAGAAUUCUGAGUUCCAUUCUCUGGCGGUGGCUCUCCUCAGUAAAGACAGAAACAGCAGGUCAGGGGAUAUAUUCCUGCUCUGGGAACGACAGGAGCAGAAUGAACAGAGUACAUGGGCCAACGAGGAGAAGGUCCGCCUUCAGUGUGAAUGGAUGCAGGUGAUUCUCACCAAUUCUUCGCCCAGACCUCAUGCAGAAAACAGUGGAGCCAUGUGGCCAUCUCAUAAUGGAAUAAACAUGAAUGUUUCCAGGAGUAUCUCGGGAAGUCAGUCUGACGGUGAAGCAUUGUUGAGAGAAUUGAUUAUCAUCGAUUCCCCCCUGCGGGAUCACGGCCAGCUCACUGGCCGCGCAACCUGGGCAGCACCGCUGCUUUGCCCUGGGCGCGCAGGUGGUCAGUCUCCGCCUACAGUCCAGCUAAGAGCCCAGUGUCGGAUCGCUGAUGUGCGCAGGCUCCGUUGGUUUUCAAAGCUAGAUGUUUGGGGGCUCAUCUCUCAGAGGCAGGCCUUAAAACUUAGGGUGCUGACGUGGGGUUGGAACCCUUCUCUCCUCAAGGAGAAGCUCCAGAUUUCGAGUUCCCUGCCGGUGGCUGGUCGCUGCCCUGGGGCCCGUGGACUUGGUACGUCUGUGGGAGGAAGCCAAGGCAGGAUCUUCCUAUGUCGCCAUCUUGAACCAUCAAAAGGCAAACAAUGGAGUGAGGUUGCUAUCAUGUGUCAAGACAUCCGAGAGUUUACUGGAAAGCUCACAAAUAAAAUAAGAAAGGCUAGAAACUCCGUGGUACUCAUUCAGCUCACAUUCUCUUCGUCUUAUUGAUCCCAAGGAAAGAGAAGAAAAUCAUCCAUGACAAGUAGUGGCUGUCAGAAAGGCCAUUUCAUGCUCAGGGAAAAGUGAAAUCUCCCACCAUCGGAGCAGCUUCAAGUACACUUUUCUUCUGGAGGAAAAUUGGAAAGACUGAAACUUGCUCACCCAUCAGCGUUACCUCCGCCCUUCCCUGUCUCUGUGGUAUUUUACAGCCCUGCGAGUUAUAGAAAAGAGCUAGUAUUACAAGUAAUUCUUGUCCGCAGAAAACAAACAGAGUUUGGUGGAACGUGAGGUCACCCUAUGGGACCUGUUUGCGAAUUCCCUCCAGCACUUCUCUGAAUGUGGGCGGCUGUGGGUCUCCUUCUGGCUGGUUCCUAGCAUCCUGUUGCUCUCCUUGGUAAUGAAUCAGCUAAAUAGGACAUUUCACCAUGUUUAUUUUCUCUUUGUA
Mustela lutreola (European mink) is the source of this 1276-nucleotide messenger RNA. RefSeq lists its product as uncharacterized. Lineage: Eukaryota; Metazoa; Chordata; Mammalia; Carnivora; Mustelidae. The transcript has 7 exons. Bases 1 to 840 code for a protein of 279 amino acids. The record is from RefSeq and is a predicted model, not a curated record.